Messenger RNA from Panicum hallii, 426 nucleotides. RefSeq lists its product as uncharacterized. The coding region runs from base 1 to 426 and encodes 141 amino acids. Lineage: Eukaryota; Viridiplantae; Streptophyta; Magnoliopsida; Poales; Poaceae. The record is from RefSeq and is a predicted model, not a curated record. The transcript has 2 exons.
AUGGCCGGAGAAGAUUCACACAAGAGUCUUGAGAAGAAUAAGGGCAAAGAAGAUGAGAUGCACAAGGAAGACGACAAUGCCAAGUUUGAUGUAUUCGAUUGCUCCAAGAAGAGUGGAGAUCACAAGAAAAAGAGUAUUGAGCAGCCGGAUAGUGAUGAUGAAAGCUUUGGACCAACUAUGCAACAAUUGUUCCACCGCAAUGCUCAAGCCGCAACCAUCCUCCUUUCAUCCUUGAGUAGAGAGGAAUUUGAUAAAGUGGAUGGAUUGCAAUGUGCAAAGGAGAUAUGGGAUACUCUCAAAGUGGCACAUGAAGGCACCAAGACCAUUCAAAAAGCAAGAAUUGAGAUGAUUGAAGGAGAACUUGGGAGGUUUGCCAUGUUGGAUGAUGAAACCCCCAAGAGAUGUACACAAGGCUCAAGAAGAUGA